AUGAUAUAAAAAUAGACGAAAGUAGUCUUCUCGGAUGUUCCUUUUUUCCGACCAGUCGAUGAUGAUUGCUUUGGUCAACGUUUCCAAAGAGUCUUGUUCUUUUACUUCCUUAUUUGCGCCAUUGAUUUUGGUGUAAGAAAGAAAGAAAGAAAUAUACAGAGAGAGAGAGAGAUACCCUUCUUUCUUUAGUCUUUUACUCCUUUGCAGCUCGAUUUCUUUCCUUUUAUCUCCUUCGAUUCUUGGCUAUAUAUCAAUUCAAUCUUUUUUGCUUCAAAGACUCCAUUUUUACAAGUCUCCAAAGCUCCAAAGAAAUCGAAAGAAAGUAAAUGAUGGAUGGUGCUGGUGUUGGUGGUGAUACAGAUACCAAUAUGGUGCAGAGAGUGAAUUCAUCUUCUGGUUCUGGUACAUCGUCGUCUUCAUCGAUCCCUAAACAGAGAAAGCCUAAUCUUCUUCACUUGAAUCCUGCUCUUCUCCGCCCUCAGCAGCACCACCACUUCCGUCAGCCUUUCUCCGGACCUCCUCCGCUUCCCAUUCCUCCUGUCUCUCCUUACUCUCAGAUCCCCGCGACUUUGCAACUUAAGCAUUCUCGCUCUCUGUCUCAGCCUUCCUCUUACUUCUCCUUUGAUUCGUUCCCGCCGUUCAUGAACCCUUCUCCCCCGCCGGUUUCUGUGUCGGUGGAGGAGAUAACCGGUGCCGGGUUCACUCCGUCGCAGCUGCCUCCGUCGCCGUUCACGGUGUGUCAUUCUUCUAGCUCUAGGAAUGUUGGAGAUGGGGAGAAUCUGCCGCCGAGGAAGUCUCAUAGGCGUGCGAAUAGUGAUGUUACUUUUGGGUUUAGUUCAACGGUGGCUCAGAAUCAAAAGUCUCCACCUUUGGUUCCUUCCAGGUCUUUGGAGAGAUCCAUCUCUGGUGGUGAUGUUUCAGAUCGGUCCAAUUUGGUGAAGGAAGAACCAAGAGAAGGCUUCUUCAAGGCAAGAGAAGCAGCAGCUAUGGAUGAUGUUUUCACGGCUUACAUGAAUCUUGAUAACAUUGAUGUCUUGAAUUCGUUUGGCGGUGAAGAUGGGAACAAUGGUAAUGAGAAUGUGGAGGAGAUGGAGAGUAGCGGGACGAAGAAGACGAGUCAGGGGGGAAGUAGUAGUGAUUCUGAAGGAGAAAGCAGUGCGAGUGGGAAUGUGAGAGCUGCGGUGAGUUCUUCUUCAGGGGUGAAGAGAAGAGCUGGUGGAGACAUUGAAACGACUACUAGACAUAACCGGAGUGUUUCUAUGGAUAGUAGUCUCAUGGAGAAGUUGAGUUUUGCUGAUGAAAAGCUUCCACCUUCAUCCGCUAAAGUUUCUCCAACCAAUUCAGCUGAAGGGAAUUCAAGUGCUUACAGUGUCGAAUUUGGAAACGGUGAGUUUACUGCAGCUGAAAUGAAGAAGAUUGCAGCUGAUGAGAAACUCGCUGAGAUUGUUAUGGCUGACCCUAAGCGUGUGAAAAGAAUCUUGGCGAAUCGUGUGUCUGCUGCACGCUCAAAGGAGCGGAAGACGCGAUAUAUGGCAGAGUUAGAACACAAGGUGCAGACUCUUCAGACGGAAGCCACUACCCUAUCGGCUCAGCUCACGCAUUUGCAGAGAGAUUCAAUGGGGUUGACGAACCAGAACAGUGAGCUGAAGUUUCGUCUUCAAGCUAUGGAGCAGCAGGCACAACUCCGCGAUGCUUUGUCUGAGAAACUGACUGAAGAAGUCCAGCGCUUGAAACGGGUGAUUGGGGAGCUGAACCGCAGGCAAAGUGGCAGCAGCGAAUCUAACAUAUCAAGGACGUCACUAAACCCAGAGAUGUUUCAGCAGCUUAGCAUCAGCCAGUUACAACACCAGCAGAUGCAUCAUCAUUCCAAUCAGAAUAAUAGCACCAUGAAUGCAAAGCAUACUUCAAACGAAUAGGGUAAGUAGUGCAACCUGCAGCUUCAAGUUACAUAUAUGACAAUAAACUUAUGUGCAGAGUCUGUUUUGGGAAUUUCAUAGAACAUGUCCGGGAAAUUGGAUUGUAAUUUCCUGAAACAUAUACAUAUAUAUGUAUAGUGGUCAUAUAUAUGGAGGCUCUCUUCCUGGACUAAGUGUUAUUCUUCUGUUGUCAGUUAGGGUUUUGUUUCCCUUUGGAUUUUGGAUUUUGGAUUUCUAUGAGACAGACAGUUGUUUAAAGGUUUCUAGAUA
This is a messenger RNA of Camelina sativa (false flax), 2186 nucleotides long. Its product is annotated as bZIP transcription factor 30. Gene Ontology annotation, biological process: regulation of DNA-templated transcription. Gene Ontology annotation, cellular component: nucleus. The record is from RefSeq and is a predicted model, not a curated record. Gene Ontology annotation, molecular function: DNA-binding transcription factor activity. Lineage: Eukaryota; Viridiplantae; Streptophyta; Magnoliopsida; Brassicales; Brassicaceae.